CGCGCGCUGUCGCCGAGCGGACUCAAUCGCUCCGCCGCCUUCCAGAGAAGCACGUCGCCACUGCACUGUCUGGAUCCUUUUCGCCUGCGGCUGGGACCAUGUUCUCCAUGCAGAGUCUGGUGGUAGCACUGCGCUCCGGCCUGCGACACGGCAGCCCGCUCCUGCGGCCGCUCUCCACUCUGGCGGACCUGAGGAGUCCUCACGAGCUGCAAAUCCACGAGCAAACAAAGCGCAACGAAGAAUCCGCGCACCUGACAGAACUCAUCCGAGACUUCCUGAACCCUUCGGAGUUCUACCAAGCACUGCGCAACAUUGACAUUGAAUUCUUCUGCGGGGUCCCUGAUUCUCUGCUGAAAGACUUCUGCGCGUUCGUGACGCACUGCGUGCCGGAGACGCACCACGUGAUCGCCGCCAACGAGGGCAGCGCCGUCGGCCUGGCGACGGGCUACCACCUGGCGUCGGGCCGCACGGGGCUGGUGUACCUGCAGAACUCGGGGCUCGGCAACACCGUGAACCCGCUGCUGUCGCUGGCGGCGCCCGAGGUUUACUCCGUGCCCAUGCUGCUGCUGAUUGGCUGGCGGGGCGAACCGGGCAAGCGCGACGAGCCGCAGCACAUGCUGCAGGGGCAGGUCACGCCCGGGAUGCUGAAUUCGCUGGGGAUCCCCUUCUCGACGCUGCCCGACUUCAUCGACGGCGCCAAGGUGACGCUCGACAAGGCCAAGAUGUACAUGGACCGCCACAGCUGCCCCUACGCCCUGCUGGUCAAGCGGCAGACCUUCCUGCCGUACAAGCUGCCCAAGACACCGCCGCAGUUCCCGAUGACGCGGGAGCAGGCCCUGCAUGGGGUGCUGGCCGGCCUGACGGACCGCGACGCCGUCGUCAGCACCACGGGCAUGGUGUCGCGCGAGCUGUUCGAGCACCGGGUGGCGCACGAGCAGGGCCACGAGCGUGACUUCCUCACCGUCGGCUCCAUGGGGCACGCUGCCAGCAUCGCGCUGGGCAUCGCGCUCUGCAAGCCGUCCCGCCAGGUGUUCUGCCUGGACGGAGACGGCAGCGUGAUCAUGCACAUGGGCACCCUGUCCACCGUGGGCCAGCUCCAGCCGCCCAACCUCAAGCACGUGGUCAUCAACAACGGCACGCACGACUCGGUGGGCGGGCAGCCCACCGCCGCGGCGAACCACGACCGCUUCAGCGUGCCGCGCAUCGCCCUCGCCAGCGGCUACCUGCAGAGCAGGGUGGCCACCACGGAGGACGAGCUGGAGCAGGGCAUGGCGUGGCUGCACGCGGCCCGCGGCCCGGUGCUGCUGGAGGUCAAGGUGCGCUCGGGCAGCCGCAAGGAGCUGGGGCGGCCCACCCGCAGCCCCAUCCAGAACAAGAUGGACUUCAUGAACUUCCUGGCGCUGCGCUCCUACGACCACUAGCCUCCCCCCGGCGCCGCCCCCCGGCGGGGCGAUCGAUGCUGCUUCCGAACACGUGCCGGCGCGGCCCCUCCCCACGAGGAACUAGCCGUGAUAGCAUGUCCGAAUUCUUCAGCCAACCCGGUGCGUCAACAAAGAAACACGUUUCGCACAGAAAAGGAUGUCCGAAUUAUUUCAGCCAAUUCGGUGCAUCACCAAAGAAAUACCCUUUACGCAGUCAUUUUCUUCUGUCCCGCUGAUCUGGGCUGGAUAAGGAACACACAGUCCGGAUAUAAUGGAAAUUGCCCUUAAAUGCACAUAAUACAAUUUUUAUAUGAGAAAAACCGUAAUUUCUUUUCUUUCCUCUGCUCUUUCUAAUCGCAGUUUUAACUGAGGAUGGCGAAAUUUAAUAAAUUCUUCUUAAAAAAGAAAAUAAAUCCUGGAUUAACGGGAUGUCCAGACGAGCGAGGUCCGGAUAAGUGGGAGUGGACUUGGCUUCUCUGGCAGUGGCGCUGGAGAGCAGGCACCCGGGCCUAAAAACGGGCUGUAAACUGCACGGCGAGGUUUCCCCUUUAGCCUUGCAGUCGGUGAGGAGAUUCAGGCAACCCCGAGGUCUCCUCUGCCUGCUCUAAGGUUUCCACACACCGAUCAGGAAGGUGAUUGUCGUUUGAGGUGUCGGAACUGUUGCCGGUUCUAGUAUCCGAGACAUGAACCACCAAGUCCGCGGAAAGGGUGUGUGAUGCGAUUAUAUAGCCUCUCCACACCAAGUGGCAACCCUCUGCCUCCACGUUGGCACCGCUGUUGGGGGAGGAUCGUGGUGACUAUGUUGGGAUGGGUUUCCCCAACCUCUGGUCAUAGCACCUCUCUAACUAAAGAGGGCGCUGCCGGGUCAGACUCUGCCACAGUGCAUCCUCAAUUGCAUGUAUGAGACCGGAAAUGGUGAAAGGGCUGAAUCUGCGGGCAACAGCAGAUGCGAUAGAAACCUUUCCGGGGGGUUCGACGGCCGAGCCUCGGUGCAUCGGUCCCAAAGGGCCCCAUAGUGAAUGGAUCAGGCCCCAUGGUAAAGGAGUUCGACUGGGUAUGGUGGUCACGGUUUCGGGCGACCGGGCCUAAAAACGGGCUGUAAACUGCACGGCGAGGUUUCCCCUUUAGCCUUGCAGUCGGUAGAGGUACUGAGGCAACCCCCAGGUGCUUCCUGCCUGGGCACUGUGAUUGCCAUUUUCCAGCCGGGGUUGAUGGCGGUCGCUGCCGGAGGGGUGCAGUCGCAUCCGGGCCUUAAUCGGCUGUAAACCCGCCGGGCCGAGGUACGGCGGGUCGGAGGGCUUUCCGAGGUGACGAGGACGCCUCGUGGCUGCACUCUGAAGAGCGGUGGUCUGGUCAAACUACCGGCGAACAGUCUGCCGACGAGACCAAAAGUUGGUCGUAGUACGGGAAGAAUCCAUCAUGUUUGAAUGGUUCCCCGCUGAGGUUUUAUUAAGGCCCAGGAUUCUUGUUGGGAAGGACUCGUACUUGGGAGUGGUGCCCCGAGUGCUUAGGGGCAGGUAUCAGGGUUCCCUAGCCCAUUGAAGUACUGACGUUGUGAGCGACGAGGACAGCUCCGGUAACCAGCCUGGACAGCUGGCAGAGGUUGGGUAGGCCUCCACCGGACCGCGGGUUCGCUGGGUGAUUGAGGGGUCCCAGUGUGAGGCGGGAGACUGGGGCAGGCGCCAGAAGUGAUGACUUCAGAGGUCAAGGGAGCAUCCAACUUGCUGGUUAACUGAGUGGAGUAGGGGGCCGGAGGUGGUGCAUAAACUGAGAUGGGUAGCCUCAGUCCCUUUGCAUAGCCAAAAGCUCUAACGCUCUUCCUGGUUGCGUAUGCGGCGUGAUCCGCAUCCACGCCCGUGGGGGCCCCAGGGCGGCAGGGCCUAACGGCUAAGAGCGCUGGGUCAUCAAAGAAAAGGGGGGAAACCCUAAUUUGUGACUUCUAGUGUGUUUUGAGACAGUUUUUAAAAUUAGACUCGUUCUAGUUAAUCAAUUUACGUAAAAUGGCGUGGACAGAAGGUGGCUGGCUAAACAACAGACUAUCGUCAUGUUUUCACUAAAAGGCCGGGAGGAUGUAUACAAGGGGCUGCACUGGCAAUUCUCCGAGGAUCCUGGCAACCGUUCCGAAGGUUACAAAAAUAAAACGGGUGACAUCCUUUAAAUAUGCACUCUUCAAGGUACCUUCAUGCUGAAGGUUCCUCCGAGAAUGUACGUAUUCGGAAGCAGCUUAAAGAGUAUGUUAUGUGAGUGGUGGUGCGUUUAAGGGGCCGGCAUCUGUCUGGGAUGCCCAUUGACGCGAAGGGCUUCAGCAGUCACAAGGCGAACAUAAAGCAAAAUUAAUGACGACAGGGAUAAACCUGACAGCGCCGUUUUGAGAACGCCAGGUUCUUUGUUUAUAAUUGACACUCGAUAAUUCCGUUACGCUAAAAUUCACAGUGAUACUCUACCCAUAUUUUUCUUUACCCCAUUGACUUGAUUUCUUACUGCUCGCAUAUUUUCAUUCAGGCUAAAUUCAACUUGCCAGUGUAUAAUGCAAUAAUCUUGGUUCUACCUACCACAGAACCAAUUUAUAUUUGGGUCGACAGAUUUGAUCACUGUGCUGCUAGCUAGUUGCUAUCUCACCUACAAUUGUAGAGAGGAGUGUCGAAAGAGUGGCGAUAUUAACAUCAAUUUAAUGCAAAGGCAUACAUUUUUGCACUCUACCUUGUAACGAAAAGAAAGUGUGAAGUUUCUGUGUGCCUAAAAAAAUAAACAAGUGGAUACAAUGACCAUCAUAUUAGAAAGAUAAGUUAUCCGGUUUAGUUUGUUUGGCUUCACUUUCGCUAACACACGCUCCAUCUAGGGACUCUUCCAACAACUUUGAUGAGAACACCCUACUUAACAUCUCGCUCUAUAUUUUUGGCUGUCCUUUUUCAACAACAUAUCUGAUGAGUGAUGAUGUUUGAAUCCUAGUAUUGCUGUUGCGUUUGUUCUCUAAAUUUUGUUUUGCGAAUACUGAAGACAGCUUAAAUGGGUUUAAUUCAAUCAGGUGCAGUGAUAUUUAAAGAAAAAGAGGGACUUAGAGGGUAUCAUGUAAGACUAUUUUGGGUUAUGGACCCCUCAACCUGAAAUUCCGUGUGAGAGGUAAUUUAUUCUUUUGUAGCCACACUUAAAAUACUUUAUCCAGGUAAUUGAUGUUUUCUUAGAUUAUUCAUCAAAUUGAAUUUUAAUGCUGUUAUUACUAAAGUGAUUUGUCCAAAAAAAUUAAGUGCUGUUAUGAAUUUUUGGCAGACAAUGCGAAAAUCCCUCCCCAUGGAAUGAAAUAUUUAGAUGAUGUGAGGACCAAGCCUCGUGAAUCACAUUGUAUGCUCCAGACAGACGUCAGCCCCAAUAACAGCACUGCCGUGAAUGUUUGUUCCUCAAUGUAAAAGACUGCUCAAUACUCAUUUACGAAAAAAGAAAAAGAAAAAAAAAGAAAAAAAGUAAAAAGAUUUUUACAAGAUCACAGUUUCGCUCGAGUUCUGUUUCUUUGCAUUAUACAUAUAAUUUCCAUCCAGUAACUGGCCUCCCAUUUCUUUUGAAAUUUUAUCCGUGCCAUAGAAUACUAUAGAAAACAUUGAAAUCAUUCUCUUUAAUAUUGUGAAAAAAAAAUUAUUUAUCAGCAUAUGGUAAAAUGGGAAUCAUGACAGAAUAAAUAAAGUUACCAAAUAAUUUCAUUAAAUUCUGAUUCCCAUGUGUUUAGAAUCCUUAACAAGUUGUUUCAAGUUUGCAGUCUGCGUAUGAAUGAAAAAAAAAAAUGUUUUGUGACAAGUGGCAGAGUGGUCAGCAGUGUGUGUAUCUGUGGAAACGAAGGAAAAUCACCUACGAUGAACCAGAUGUGGAUCACCAAACAAUGAAUACUAGAAGCAAAUAAAAAUGUUUCUAUAAUAUUAAAAAUGAAGUCUCGGUGACUGAAUUGCGAAAAUUACACGCGAACAGUUAAAAUACAAAUGUCAAGGGAAGAAUGUUGUCAGUAGUUUUCAGUUGCGUGGUGACGCAAGCUGUGUCCGAAUACACAGGGAUACGUCCACAGCACACACCAGAUGCAGUCCUAAUGUACAGGACGUAUUUCCGAGGGAUGGAUAGCAUCCGAGCACGUUGGUCGAACCGAUGUGCACGUGGUCAUUUUCAGUCGCAAUAUCUACGAAUACAUAUUCAGCAAAACGUAAAUAACAAAGACCAAUUAAAAAAAUGUUAUAAAUGUCAGCGAUCAAAAUAAAAAAUAAUUUUAUGAUUCUAAAAAUAUUAAAAAUACUUAUAAUUAAAUACGUAAGUUUAAAUCCUCUUUAAGUAAUUUUUAUUAAGGGUUUUUAUUUAUCCCUACUAUUUGAGUUAUCACUUAUGCUUAUAUUAUAACGUUUUAAACAUCUUAUGCCAAUAUAUAAAUCAAUAUAUAAUAGAAACAAAAUAAAACACAAUUCCGAAGUUAAUAGAUGUAGGAACGCAUCAGUGGAUGCGAGUGUUGCAUCCCUAGAAUCCUUGAUUUUAGUGGACGCCUUUAGGGAUGCCGAUCUAUCACUUUGUGAGAAUUCGGAAGCAACGAAAAGAUGGCCGUGUUCAGUAUGAUGCACUUCUAGUGCAUCCCUUAGCUGAGGGAUCCAUUAGGCUAGUAUUCGGAUGCGGCUACAGUAUGUUCUAAAGCUUUUGAUCUGUGAACAUCUGUGUAGAUCACGUGAUCCACGUUUCUUUCUACUUGUCUGUAGGCCACCCUGCCUCUUGAAAGAGCCAGCGUGAAUGAAACAAGCGAAAGUGCAUAGUUUGUAGUGGAGUGACUGAGAUUAUCGUGCUUGUAAGUAGUUGUAUUAUGCUGUCCUGCUGGUCAAAUACAAGAUUCAGAUUUGUCACUGCCGUAAAAGAAAAUAUUUUCUUGUGACGUGACAUAAAUCUGCUUCCAGUAGUAGGAAUACAGCAUGAAUUUAAAAUCUUGGUUUUAGAUUUGGGUAAAGGGAAAGGACGUGAAAGGUAAGAAUACUACAUAUACCUUCAAAACUUGGUUUAUUAAUAAAUUAAUCGGAAAACUAAAAAUCCCAAAACCAAUGUUACAUCGUAAUAAAUGCAGUAUUCUUACACCCAACCUAUCAUUAGCCUAUGAGAAGAUAUCAAGUUAUGUGAAUAUAUGUUGAUUGUUAGUUUAUCUAGUAUUAUACUAAUGAUGUCUUGUGUGUGUAAUGUGCCUGUAAAUAAAGUUUUUAUUUUUAUUUUGCAAA
Bacillus rossius redtenbacheri is the source of this 6643-nucleotide messenger RNA. RefSeq names its product phosphonopyruvate decarboxylase-like. The transcript has 9 exons. Gene Ontology annotation, biological process: organic phosphonate biosynthetic process. Gene Ontology annotation, molecular function: thiamine pyrophosphate binding; phosphonopyruvate decarboxylase activity; magnesium ion binding. The coding region runs from base 99 to 1421 and encodes 440 amino acids. The record is from RefSeq and is a predicted model, not a curated record. NCBI's taxonomy places the organism in Eukaryota, Metazoa, Arthropoda, Insecta, Phasmatodea, Bacillidae.